This is a messenger RNA of Thalassophryne amazonica, 1610 nucleotides long. RefSeq names its product B2 bradykinin receptor-like. The transcript is spliced from 2 exons. Bases 84 to 1145 code for a protein of 353 amino acids. Lineage: Eukaryota; Metazoa; Chordata; Actinopteri; Batrachoidiformes; Batrachoididae. Gene Ontology annotation, biological process: neutrophil chemotaxis; G protein-coupled receptor signaling pathway; vasoconstriction. The record is from RefSeq and is a predicted model, not a curated record. Gene Ontology annotation, cellular component: membrane. Gene Ontology annotation, molecular function: bradykinin receptor activity.
UUUGAGUUUCCUCUGAGACGGAGGGCAGAGCAGCAACACAGUGGAGCACGUGAGCAUUUCUCAUUUGGACUUAUUCAGAAGACAUGACUCCUCAGCCUACAAGCGUUCCAGUUUACAUCAUGACCACAACUGCAUACGGAGGCCAAAAUGGCACCAAUGGCAGUGAGUGCCCGCACACAGAUGCAUGGGAUUGGGUCUACACCAUGCAGCCUGUGUAUAUCUGGAUCGUCGCUGUGUUAGGAAUCAUAUGCAACGUUUUUGUCCUGUUGGUUUUCUGCCUCCACAAGAAGCCCUGCACUGUGGCUGAGAUCUACUUGAGCAACCUGGCUGCUGCAGACCUGGUCUUGACAUCCUGCUUGCCUUUCUGGGCUACUUAUGUAGCUAAUGAAUUCAACUGGCCUUUUCAUCCAUCUCUUUGUCAGCUGGUCAACCUGGGCAUCAAAAUGAAUGUCUACUGCAGCAUCUACUUCCUUGUUAUGGUUAGCAUCGAUCGCUUUGUAGCACUGGUGCACACAAUGUCUCACGGCAGAAUGCGUCGGCCAAAGUAUGCCAAACUUGGGUGUCUACUGGUGUGGGUUUUCGGCUUGAUCUUGAGUGUCCCCACACUUAUGUUUCGGGUGGUUAAAUACAUACCAGAAUACCAUAUUACUGCAUGCUACCUUGAAUAUCCAAACACCACUGUAGAGUUGGUGUGUGAUGGGAUAAUGAUCGUUGUCAGCUUUGUCAUCCCCAUUUCCAUUAUUACCUACUGCACCAUCAAGAUUAUUCAGGCUCUGAAGGACCAGGCAGUGGAGCGGUUCAAUUCCGAGAACAGCGAGAGGAAGGCCACCAAGCUGGUGUUGGCUGUCCUCUUGGCGUUUCUGUUCUGCUGGCUGCCGUUCCACCUGCUCACCACAGUGGACGUGUUUCUAAAAGCUAUGGCGAUGGAAGACUGCCUCCUCAUCGAGACCAUAGACAUCUGCAGUCAGAUCUUCACCUACCUAGCCUUCUUCAAUAGCGUGCUCAACCCCAUUCUCUACGUCAUUGUUGGAAAGAACUUCAGGAAAAAAGCUCAGGAAGUUUUUCAGCAGCUGUCUGUGAGGAGAAUACUGAUGUCAGAAUCCUCACGUUCUAACACGUCCUCUACUUUGAAGACCUUCCUGUAAUAUGUCCACAGUGUUCACCUGAGAAAGAGACUAAUAUAGAGUAAGUGCUGGAUGAACUUUUAAUAAGCAUUUAAAUGUUGAUCUUUUCUCCCGAUGUUCAGCAACAACACAAUCAUCACUCAUCAUAAGUAUAUUUGUAACAGUUGGACCUCUUGGACUUUUUGAAGCCAAAUAUAAGCAAACAUUGGGCAUGUUGUUGCACAUUAUUUCUUCUGUAAAUAAUUUCUGUUUAUAUAUAUUACUGGCUUUUUUUUUUAUUUUGGUGACUUAAAAUUUAAAUUGUACCUCGCAGUAUUGUAUGUGUUUCAAUAAGAUGCUUUUGUGGAUGUGAUUUCAAUGUUGUUAAAUGUUAUGUGCUGCAGAACAACAAAAAAGAUCUGCAGCCCAGACAGCUGCUAAGUGUUUUCUGCUGUUCCUGACUCACUAAAUGUGGAAUGCGUUAAAGUUUCCAGUGGUGACACAAGC